AACCACUUCUCUUGCCCGCUUCCAUCGCUGCAACACCUGUUGACCUGAUAACUGCUCUCAUAUCUGACAAACCGAGGGGCGUCCAAAACGUGUUAAUCUGUGUUUUUGUGUGACAGAUUCUCUGCACCGGUGUGAAUCCAUGUCGGCUGUGUGAGACCCCCCCCCUCCUCUUCCUCACCGCUUGUUUAAGAAGUGACGGAGGAGCUGAAGAUAAAACCAGACUAAAGAUGUCCUCCGCCGUCCUCUCUCCGGGGAGGGAAAUGACGGCGCUACAGGCCAACCCGGCCGCCGUCCCCGCUCUGGAGAUCAAACUGGGAGCACUGGCAGUCCUGCUCUCGGUCACUCUGCUGUUUGGGUUCAUGCCGCUCUGCAUCGUGAGGGGGACGGGCCGCUGCAGCGUGGACCCCGAUUUGCGGCGCCGGCUCCUCAGUCUGAUCAGCUGUUUUGCUGGAGGCGUGUUUUUGGCCACCUGCCUGCUGGACCUGCUGCCGGACUACCUGCAGAGCAUCAACGAGGCCUUCAGCAACGCCGGCAUCACGCUCCAGUUCCCUCUCCCAGAGUUCAUCGUUGCCAUGGGGUUCUUCCUGGUCCUGGUCCUGGAGCAGAUCAUCCUGGCCUUCAAGGACCAGUCGUCGUCGGUGACAGAGGAGCGUCGGGCUCUGCUGGUGGAAUCCAGCGUCCAGGCCAACGGGCGUCCCCACUCCCACUCGCACCGCCGCGGCUCAGACGACUCCAACGCCAGCCACUUCCACGUGGACUUCAACUCGCAGUCGGCGCUGCGAGCCUUCAUCCUGGUCUUCUCGCUGUCGCUGCACUCGGUGUUCGAGGGUCUGGCGGUGGGCCUGGUGGAGGAGGGGAAGGAGGUUCUGGAGAUUUGCUUGGCGCUGAUGAUCCAUAAGAGCGUCAUCUCCUUCAGCCUGUCCUUCAAGCUGUGUCAGAGCCGGCUGCGGCGCUCCGUCGUGGUCGGCUGCCUGCUGCUGUUCGCCGUCAUGUCACCGCUCGGCAUCGCCGUGGGGAUCGGCCUCACCGAGACGCGCAUGUCGCCGCAGCACCAGCUGGCCCGCUCCACGCUGGAGGGGCUCGCCGCCGGGACCUUCCUCUACAUCACCUUCAUGGAGAUCCUGCCGCACGAGCUCAGCUCCGCCAGGAACCGCAUCCUCAAGGUCGCCAUGCUGCUGGUGGGCUUCGCCGUCGUCACCGCCGUGCUCUUCAUCAAGCUGUAACCAUGGAAACGGGGACAAGAUUGACACGUGUGACAGAAGAAGCGUGUAAGCUCUGAUGCGUUCACAGACCGUAGAUCAGAUCAGGAGUUUCAUCCUCACAAAGUUUUAAACAUUUUAGAAAAUAACAAAAAAGGUUUUUAAGAAGUCAAACACGGUGACAGCGUUUAAAAAAAAAUACUCAACCUCAGAUCCUCGAUACGACAAACAGGCGGCGGAGAGAUGGUUAAUGAUUAUUGACGGUAUAUAAAUAUGGACGACACAUCACCGUCUCCUUCUGUUGUACUAAACUGACGCUGAAUCCCCCCCAACGACGAGCGCUGACAUAUUCCACUGGUGACCUCGUAGGAGCCAAAAAAAAAACCCACACAUUUAACUUCCUGUUAAGAGGUCAAAGGUCGCUCAGGUGGGUCCGGUCCUCAGCAGAACAGAUCUUUGUGUUAGUCGUGUCAGUGCUCGUUACGUUUCCUCUCACCGCUCUUCUUCUACUCUAAUAAUCCGGUGCACACAGCAAUGCAGGAGCCUCAUUGGUCAACAAAGCUGUCAAUCAUGAGGUUACAUCAUCCUCUUUUUCACAGCAAAUGAUGAGCCAAUCACAGUCAUGAACACUCUGACAUCAUUCAGUAUGAAAAGAACGAACCGAUGAGACAGAAUCUGGGUUUGAGAAACAAGUAUUUGAAGUGUAUUUUGAUUUUAAAGUGCUUUAAUGGUCCAAACAAAUCCAGAGCAUUCAGGAGCAGAAUCUAAAGUUAGAAGGAGGACAUACUGACUGCUGCAUUGUUGUUAGAGAAGCCAGCACUUCAACAUGUUUCCUUAAUGAUCAGAUAGUAAGAUACCUUUAUCAUCUCACUCUCUACACAUCUUACUGAUUGGACCUUUAACUUUUAAAUUAUUCAUCCUGGAAUCUCUUCAUAUGUUUAAAAAUAUUUUACAAUCAGCUUUUAUAAAAUAAUGUUUUUUCUUUUUACUAACCAUGAACCUUUUUCCUUUUGUUAGUUUGCUCUCGGGCAGAGAAGCUUUCUAUCAGUGAGGUCUGCUGUAAAUGCUGGAUGAACUUUAUGGUUCUUUGUUUUUUUGAGGCUUCAAAGGGACGCUUUGAAAAGUCCAGCAGCCUAAAACCCACAAAUAUUCAGUUCAUGGUGACGUAAAUGAGAAGAACUCCACAUCUGAGAAGCUGCUUUUUUAAUGUUUUUAUGUCUUUUCUCUGGAUCGAUCAUUGUUCUUUUGUUCUUUUGCACACAGAUGUCAUGAGUUCUUUGUGUUUAUGAGGGUUAAUUAAAGCCCCCUCCUGAGUUUAAAUGUGACCACAUGCAGCGGCCGAAAACCUCCCAUGUGAUCUCCGAGCUCUGUGCAGUCGACUUCAACAAAUCUCUGCAACAACAAAAUAAACUAAACUUUGAGUUCCCAUGGCGUGAAGAUCCAUCCUGAACACGGACGCAGAGAGAAUGUGUGUAAUCAGUUUUUUUCUUUUUUUUUUCUUCUUCUUUGACGAGCAGCAGAAAAACAGGAAACGCUUUGUUCAACGGGACAAACUCCAACUUCUCCUCCUCUCACUUUUAGAAAGAAAAAAGAAGUCUUUUGAUUGUGACGCUGCAAAGAAGACGCGGCGCUGCACAAACACAAAGAGCCGCUUGUUGUCGUUCAUUCAGAGGAAUUUACUACACUGAAGCGUCCGAGCGGUUUGAGAGCUGCUCUGAUUUAUCCUCUCUUUAUCGUUUAGACGGAGACUCGUGUAUUUUUGUAAUCCUGACACCCGAGUCUGAUUCAAAGCACUACAAUAUUUGAAUUACUGUGUGAAAUGUUCUGUGUUGUGAUGAUCCCCAAAGACUGAAUUAAACAAGAGAUCGUUUUU
Molecule: messenger RNA, 3072 nt
Organism: Labrus mixtus (cuckoo wrasse)
Lineage: Eukaryota; Metazoa; Chordata; Actinopteri; Labriformes; Labridae
Product: zinc transporter ZIP1-like
Exons: 3
Coding region: 228-1223 (331 amino acids)
Biological process (GO): zinc ion transmembrane transport
Cellular component (GO): plasma membrane
Molecular function (GO): zinc ion transmembrane transporter activity
Source: RefSeq, a predicted model, not a curated record